GGGGUUUCUGUCUUCAGGCAUGACAUUCUCAGGACAGUGACUCUCUGGAACAGUGUGUCCAUUGGUCCUCACAUCUCAGGGGUCCCAGGGCACCGAACAGUCAUUCAGUGUCUGCCUUGGCCUCUGGCUGCAAGGAAGGCCCCAGAUGAGGCAUCACUGGAGUGCCAGGCUCAGUCACCUGUGGCAUGUCUCUGGGUCACUGGUCAGUCCCAGAACAGGGAAGGCAGUUGCACCAAUAAAGCAAGCGCAGUCUCCGGACUCUCCUGGCCCCAGCAGCUUCAGGUCGGCACUGCCCCCAGGCCAGUUUUUCAGUCUCACAGGAUGAGUCUCACCAAGCUGACCGGGGUGCUAUUCGCCCUGGCAACCCUGCUACAGCUGGCUGUGACCCUGAGAAUAGCGGCCUUCAACAUCCGUACUUUUGGGGAGACCAAGAUGUCCAAUGCCACCCUCUCCAGCUACAUCGUGAAAAUCCUGAAUCGCUAUGACAUUGCUCUUAUCCAAGAAGUCAGAGACACACACCUGGGGGCUGUGGGGAAGCUGCUGGACGAGCUCAAUCGGGAAACACCAGACACCUACCGCUAUGUGGUCAGCAAGCCGCUGGGCCGCAACCGCUACAAGGAGCAGUACCUGUUUGUGUACAGGCCUGACCAGGUGACCGUGCUGGACAGCUACUACUAUGAUGAUGGCUGUGAGCCUUGUGGGAAUGACACCUUCAGCAGAGAGCCAGCCAUUGUCAAAUUCUCCUCCCCAUUCACAGAGGUCAAGGAGUUUGCGAUCGUGCCCCUGCACGCAGCCCCAGCUGACGCCGUCACUGAGAUCGACGCACUCUAUGAUGUCUACCUGGAUGUUCGGAAGAAGUGGGGCCUGGAGAACAUCAUGCUGAUGGGCGAUUUCAACGCUGGCUGCGCCUAUGUCACCCCUUCCCAAUGGUCCGCCAUCCGCCUGCGCACAAGCCCCAUCUUCGAGUGGCUGAUUCCUGAUGAUGCUGACACCACGUCCACACCCACAGACUGUGCCUACGACAGGAUCGUUGUUGCCGGAACGCAGCUCCAGAAUGCUGUGGUUCCCAACUCAGCUGGUACUUUCGACUUUCAAGCAGCAUAUAAGCUGAGUCUCCAGCUGGCUGAAGCCAUCAGUGACCACUACCCAGUGGAGGUGACACUCCGGAGAGCUUGA
This is a messenger RNA of Jaculus jaculus (lesser Egyptian jerboa), 1176 nucleotides long. It is a transcript of the gene Dnase1, whose product is annotated as deoxyribonuclease 1. Gene Ontology annotation, cellular component: nucleus. Lineage: Eukaryota; Metazoa; Chordata; Mammalia; Rodentia; Dipodidae. Bases 322 to 1176 code for a protein of 284 amino acids. Gene Ontology annotation, molecular function: DNA nuclease activity. Gene Ontology annotation, biological process: DNA catabolic process. The record is from RefSeq and is a predicted model, not a curated record. The transcript has 11 exons.